ACCGCGGCCGCUUUCCCCCUCCCAAGAUGGCGGAUAACCUGCCCUCGGAGUUUGAUGUGGUGGUCAUAGGAACCGGUUUGCCUGAAUCUAUUAUUGCAGCUGCAUGUUCAAGAAGUGGCCAGCGGGUUCUGCAUGUGGAUUCGAGAAAUUACUAUGGAGGAAAUUGGGCAAGUUUCAGUUUCUCAGGAUUAUUGUCCUGGAUAAAAGAAAACCAGGAAAAGGCUGGCGUGAGUGAGGAAAGCCCAGCCUGGAAAGAGCUGAUCCUUGAGAACGAAGAAGGCCUUCCCCUUAACAAGGUGGACCAAACCAUUCAGCACGUCGAAGAUUUCUGCUAUGCCAGUCAGGAUUCCGCUGAAGAUGUGGAAGAAGCUGGUGCCCUGUCCAAAUUCUCCGCCUCAGUUCCCUCUGCUUCUGGUGAGGUUGUAGAGGAAGUCUUCACCACCCCGGAGGCUGAGAGUGAGUGUUUUCCAUCAGAGGAUCAGUCAACGGAGUCCAAAGGUGAAGAAACUUGCCCCCAAAGUGUUGCAGGAAACAAUCCAGAGCGUACAACUGAAACGGAUGGUGUAGAAGUUACCUCCGUGGAGGAAAAACUCUGUAACGAUGCAACAUCCAAUCAAUCGGAAGUAGAAAAUAUCGAAUCUGCAUCAAUAACAGAAGCCGCAGUUGAACCGGGGAAAAUUACUUAUUCCCAAAUUGUUAAAGACGGGAGGCGCUUUAAUAUUGAUUUAAUUUCUAAGCUACUGUACUCCCGAGGAUUGUUGAUUGACCUCCUAAUUAAGUCUAACGUUAGUCGAUACGCCGAGUUCAAAAAUGUCACCCGGAUCCUUGCAUUUCGGGAGGGGAGAGUGGAACAGGUACCUUGUUCCAGAGCUGAUGUCUUCAACAGCAAACAGUUGACUAUGGUGGAAAAGAGAAUGCUGAUGAGAUUUCUGACAUUUUGCCUGGACUUCGAACAGCACCCUGAUGAAUAUCAAGCUCUGAAGGAUUGUAAAUUUUCAGACUACCUAAAAACCCAGAAGCUAACUCCCAACCUGCAACAUUUCAUCUUGCAUUCCAUUGCGAUGGUCUCAGAGGCUGACUGCUGCACUGUAGGUGGCCUGAUGGCGACUCAAAAGUUCCUGCAGUGUCUUGGCCGUUACGGCAACACUCCAUUCUUAUUUCCUUUGUACGGCCAAGGGGAGAUCCCGCAGUGCUUUUGCCGGAUGUGUGCUGUCUUUGGUGGCAUCUAUUGUCUCCGCCACUCCGUACAGUGCCUUGUAGUGGACAAAGAAACUAAAAGGUGUAAAGCAAUCAUAGACCAUUUUGGCCAGAGAAUAAAUGCAAGCUAUUUCGUUGUGGAAGACAGUUACCUUUCAGAGAAAAUAUGUACAAAUGUGUCUUACAGGCAGAUUUCCAGAGCAAUUCUCAUUACUGAUCGUUCAAUAUUGAAGUCCGGCUCAGACCAGCAGAUUUCCAUUUUGACUGUUCCACCUAUGGAGUUAGGUCAGCCAGCUGCUUGCCUUGUGGAACUCUGUUCUUCAGCCAUGACAUGCAUGAAAAAUACACAUUUGGUUCAUUUAACUUGUUCUUCUAUUAAAACUGCUAAAGAAGACCUGGAGCCUGUUGUGAGGCAGUUAUUCAGUGAAGUGACAGAAACAGAAAGCGAAGGUGCAGGAGAAGGCCAAAAGCCUCAGAUUCUCUGGUCAGUCUAUUUCAACAUGAGAGACUCGUCCGGUGUGGACAGGUCUUCGUAUGAAAACUUACCCUCCAAUGUCUACAUUUGCUCUGGGCCAGAUAGUGCAUUAGGAAAUGACUGUGCUGUCAAACAGGCCGAGGCCAUUUUUCAAGAGAUGUUUCCCAGUGAGGAGUUCUGCCCUCCACCUCCAAAUCCAGAAGAUAUCAUCUACGAUGGAGAUGGCACUCAGCCGGAAGAUCCCGGAUUCAGUAAUCCAUCGGAGGGCAAAUCGGAGACGUUGCCGGAGAAGAGCGUUGAAGAGAAUGAAGCGCCCCCAGAGGAGUGAGCCAACAAGAAGACCGGAACUGAACCCAUAUCUCUAUGGACUCUGAGCAACGUAGGAUAAGCAACCGAUUGACUUACACGAUAUGUAAUCCCAGUGGGGCUUCACAGGGUUGUUUAGCAGCCUACAUUGAGUUGGAACAGGAGAGUCUUAUCCACAUACUGAAAUGUACUACACGCUUGGCUCAUUUCCCCUGGAAAUACAAUGCUACCAUUUUGUAAAUAAGGCUUUCCCAUCUUCCAUGGAGUCACAGCUUGUCAAAGUCAACAGCGGCGCAACCUCUAAAAUAGUCUGCUUUACAAAGUGGGUGGGGGGUGGGGGGGCAACCAUUUCCAUUCACAGAAAACGGCUCUCAUGGUAGAUUAAAGAGCAGGCACUGAGAAGCCGGCGUUCCAUUGUUACUGAUCUAGUCUGACUCUUUGCCAGAAGGAGAGGACGCAAGCGUUACGUCAUUUUGUUCGGCUUGCCGUGCAGAAUAUCACUGAAGUGGCUUUGAAGCAGUGCUGUGAUACGCUCAGUAGAAAUAAAAUAGCUAUUCUUGCCUCCUCGGAAA
Elgaria multicarinata webbii is the source of this 2550-nucleotide messenger RNA. RefSeq names its product CHM Rab escort protein (gene CHM). The record is from RefSeq and is a predicted model, not a curated record. The coding region runs from base 27 to 2000 and encodes 657 amino acids. Gene Ontology annotation, cellular component: Rab-protein geranylgeranyltransferase complex; cytoplasm; nucleus. Gene Ontology annotation, biological process: intracellular protein transport; small GTPase-mediated signal transduction; vesicle-mediated transport. The transcript is spliced from 15 exons. NCBI's taxonomy places the organism in Eukaryota, Metazoa, Chordata, Lepidosauria, Squamata, Anguidae. Gene Ontology annotation, molecular function: GDP-dissociation inhibitor activity.